GCUUUUGUGUACCUGAGUAACCUGCUGUACCCUGUGCCCUUGGUCCAUCGCGUGGCCAUCGUCAGUGAGAAGGGAGAGGUCAAAGGAUUCCUCAGGGUGGCUGUACAGGCUAUUUCAGGUAAGAUCUGGACCACAGACCCCCACACCCCCGCCACAUCGAACAACCAAUCAAUCAUUAAAUCAAUAAUUAAAUAAUCAAAUCAACCAAUCAAUCAAUCAAUCAUUCAAUCAAUCAACCAAUCAAACAAACUACAGCACAGAAACUAAUGCCUAACGUACUGAAGCAUACAGACAUGUACAUGGAGGACUCUGUUUCUUCAUAAGACACAGUAGCAACACAGUUCAGGUAGGGUUUGACUGAAAGACAGGCUGAGUGUGGCUUCUACAGGAAGGCUGAGUGUGGCUUCUACAGGAAGGCUGAGUGUGGCUUCUACAGGAAGGCUGAGUGUGGCUUCUACAGGAAGGCUGAGUGUGGCUUCUACAGGAAGGCUGAGUGUGGCUUCUAGAGGAAGGCUGAGUGUGGCUUCUACAGGAAGGCUGAGUGUGGCUUCUACAGGAAGGCUGAGUGUGGCUUCUACAGGAAGGCUGAGUGUGGCUUCUAGAGGAAGGCUGAGUGUGGCUUCUACAGGAAGGCUGAGUGUGGCUUCUACAGGAAGGCUGAGUGUGGCUUCUACAGGAAGUCAAGUGAAGGUGCUUUGUGUUUCCCUCCAGCUGAUGAGGAGGCUCCCGACUACGGAUCCGGUGUCCGCCAGUCUGGCACCGCCAAGAUCUCCUUCGAGGACAGGGAGUUCGAGAAGGUACGUCUCCUGAGCAAACCAACAGAGGAUAUCAGGCACUGUUUUGUCUAGUCAGUAACUGAUUGCUGAUGCUAUGUAUUGGCUAAUGAGAGGCUUUGAAGCCACUAGUCGGCCAUAUUGGCACUCCCCAGAAGAAACAGAUCCAUAGGAAUGAAUGGAAUUCUACAGUAUUUCAAUUAAAUGUUUCAAGGAUAAAAUUGCAUGUAUUUAAAGGCGAACUGCACCCGCGGAUUUGUCCUCGUAUUUUGGCUUGUAGUAACAGGUCAAUGUAGAAUAAACAACUCUUUACAUGAUACCAUAGAAGCAGUGUUCUGCUAAUACAGUGGGGGAAAAAAGUAUUUAAUCAGCCACCAAUUGUGCAAGUUCUCCCACUUAAAAAGAUGAGAGAGGCCUGUAAUUUUCAUCAUAGGUACACGUCAACUAUGAAUGAGAAAAAAAAUAUCCAGAAUAUCACAUUGUAGGAUUUUUAAUGAAUUUAUUUGCAAAUUAUGGUGGAAAAUAAGUAUUUGGUCAAUAACAAAAGUUUCUCAAUACUUUGUUAUAUACCCUUUGUUGGCAAUGACACAGGUCAAACGUUUUCUGUAAGUCUUCACAAGGUUUUCACACACUGUUGCUGGUAUUUUGGCCCAUUCCUCCAUGCAGAUCUCCUCUAGAGCAGUGAUGUUUUGGGGCUGUCGCUGGGCAACACAGACUUUCAACUCCCUCCAAAGAUUUUCUAUGGGGUUGAGAUCUGGAGACUGGCUAGGCCACUCCAGGACCUUGAAAUGCUUCUUACGAAGCCACUCCUUCGUUGCCCGGGCGGUGUGUUUGGGAUCAUUGUCAUGCUGAAAGACCCAGCCACGUUUCAUCUUCAAUGCCCUUGCUGAUGGAAGGAGGUUUUCACUCAAAAUCUCACGAUACAUGGCCCCAUUCAUUCUUUCCUUUACACGGAUCAGUCGUCCUGGUCCCUUUGCAGAAAAAACAGCCCCAAAGCAUGAUGUUUCCACCCCCAUGCUUCACAGUAGGUAUGGUGUUCUUUGGAUGCAACUCAGCAUUCUUUGUCCUCCAAACACGACAAGUUGAGUUUUUACCAAAAAGUUAUAUUUUGGUUUCAUCUGACCAUAUGACAUUCUCCCAAUCCUCUUCUGGAUCAUCCAAAUGCACUCUAGCAAACUUCAGGCGGGCCUGGACAUGUACUGGCUUAAGCAGGGGGACACGUCUGGCACUGCAGGAUUUGAGUCCCUGGUGGCGUAGUGUGUUACUGAUGGUAGGCUUUGUUACUUUGGUCCCAGCUCACUGCAGGUCAUUCACUAUGUCCCCCCGUGUGGUUCUGGGAUUUUUGCUCACCGUUCUUGUGAUCAUUUUGACCCCACGGGGUGAGAUCUUGCGUGGAGCCCCAGAUCGAGGAAGAUUAUCAGUGGUCUUGUAUGUCUUCCAUUUCCUAAUAAUUGCUCCCACAGUUGAUUUCUUCAAACCAAGCUGCUUACCUAUUGCAGAUUCAGUCUUCCCAGCCUGGUGCAGGUCUACAAUUUUGUUUCUGGUGUCCUUUGACAGCUCUUUGGUCUUGGCCAUAGUGGAGUUUGGAGUGUGACUGUUUGAGGUUGUGGACAGGUGUCUUUUAUACUGAUAACAAGUUCAAACAGGUGCCAUUAAUACAGGUAACGAGUGGAGGACAGAGGAGCCUCUUAAAGAAGAAGUUACAGGUCUGUGAGAGCCAGAAAUCUUGCUUGUUUGUAGGUGACCAAAUACUUAUUUUCCACCAUAAUUUGCAAAUAAAUUCAUAAAAAAUCCUACAAUGUGAUUUUCUGGAUUUUUUUCCCUCAAUUUGUCUUUCAUAGUUAACGUGUACCUAUGAUGAAAAUUACAGGCCUCUCUCAUCUUUUUAAGUGGGAGAACUUGCACAAUUGGUGGCUGACUAAAUACUUUUUUUCCCCACUGUAUAACAAUGUUCACCUUUCACCUUUCAUUGUCAUUCCCAGCGGAUACAGAUACUGUGACUAUCAGCAUUUUGUCUGGUGGUAAUGGGGUUACCUUGGUAACAUGUCAGAGUGGUCAUUCCUUCCUGUCUGGUGGUAAUGGGGUUACCUUGGUAACAUGUCAGAGUGGUCAUACCUUCCUGUCUGGUGGUAAUGGGGUUACCUUGGUAACAUGUCAGAGUGGUCAUACCUUCCUGUCUGGUGGUAAUGGGGUUACCUUGGAAACAUGUCAGAGUGGUCAUACCUUCCUGUCUGGUGGUAAUGGGGUUACCUUGGUAACAUGUCAGAGUGGUCAUACCUUCCUGUCUGGUGGUAAUGGGGCGACAGUCUUAUGGCUUGGUGGGAAGAAGCUGUUAAGGAGCCUUUUGGACCUAGACUUGGCGCUUCCUCUGAAACCGCCUAGUAUAUACUUCCUGGAUGGCAGGAAGCUUGGCCCCAGUGAUGUACCUCUGUAUCGCCUUACAGUCGGAUGCCGAGCCGUUGCCAUAGCAGGCGAUGAUGCAACCGGUCAGGAUGCUCUCGAUGGUGCAGCUGUAUAACUUUUUGAGGAUCUGGGGACCCAUGCCAAAUCUUUUCAGUCUCCUGAGGGGGAAAAGGUGUUGUCGUGCCCGCUUCACGACUGUCUUGGUGUGUUGGACCAUGAUAUAUAUAUAUAUAUAUAUAUUUUUUUUUUUGUCAUUUAGCAGACGCUCUUAUCCAGAGCGACUUACAGUUAGUGAGUGCAUACAUUUUUCAUACUGGCCCCCCGUGGGAAACGAACCCACAACCCUGGCAUUGCAAGCACCAUGCUCUACCAACUGAGCUACAAACUGAGUUUGUUGGUGAUGUGGACACCAAGGAACUUGAAACUCUCGACCCGCUCCACUACAGCCCCGUCGAUGUCAAUGGGGGCCUGUUCGGCCCUCCUUUUCCUGUAGUCCACAAUCAGCUCCUUUGACUUGCCCACGUUGAGGGAGAGGUUGUUGUCCUGGCACCACACUGCCAGGUCUCUGACCUCCUCCCUAUAGGCUGUCUCAUCGUUGUCGGUGAUCAGGCCUACCACUGUUGUGUCGUCAGCAAACUUAAUGAUGGUGUUGGAGUCGUGCUUGGCCACGCAGUCGUGGGUGAACAGGGAGUACAGGAGGGGACUAAGCACGCACCCCUGAGGGGCCCCCGUGUUGAGGAUCAGCUGAUACCAUUGUAUUCAAUAAUAAAGUAAAAGUGUCUAGUAACAUUUUAAUGCAGAGUGCCAGGUCUCUCUCCAUGCACGUUUUCGUGAAACUUUAACGUCUUCAUAUCUCUAAAUCAUUGUCAUGUGGUGAAUCAAAAUUCUAUCCUAAUCUAAAUGAAAAUGAUACACACCUAAAAAGUAACUUCUAUUGCCAUUGCCAACUAUGUAAAAAUAGCCUCCAUAAAGCCAACAAAUAAAAACAUUGCAGUCUGCAGGUAGAAAAUAUCCUGAUGAAAAUAAAUAUCCUAUAAAUCACAUUGGCUACACAUGGCCUGUCUGCAACGAACUUGAAACAUUGUAUCAACUAUUAACUUGGGUCCUGCCCUAGUUGCAACAUUGUAUCAAAUAUUCUGUAUGAAAAAAAGGCCCGCACCAGUGAGCUCGGGACAGACAAAGCUGUUGACUAUUUGCGCAAGGGAUAAGGAGCAGUGCUUGACUUGGGCAGGAGCUCACCGGAGCUGAGUACCGGCACCUCAAAUGUUCUACUGCUUCAGCUCCUGUUCCUCUUAUAGAAUAUUAGCUCAAAAGUAUUGUGGAGGUCCCAAAAUGAGUAGAAGUCAAACAGUGAUAAGAAGUAAUCAGGUAGGCCUAUUUUUUAUAAUGUUUCCAUUGGAUCAGAGCAUGACAUUUUUCCCUUUCAUGCUGAGUGGUUAUCGAAAGGGAGAGAGCUGGAAAGAUGUUUCAAAUACAUUGAGGAACGAUUGUAAUUCUCAAUGGAUGUAAAAACAGACUUUGUUUGCUUGCUGUUUGAGGUGAAGAAUACAUUACUUUGAGAAGCUCCACAGGUCAUUAGUGGUGGUGCGUUAAGCCAAUCAGAAAUACUAUCAGAUCCCCAAAUGGGCACAUUUAUAUGCCUCCAUUUGGGCGCAGGCCAGGUAGCCUAUAGGCCUACUUCUAUGAAUAAUCAGGCCAGGUAGCCUAUAGGCCUACUUCUAUGAGUAAUCAGGUGCGUGUCCUUACUCAACAUUGACAGGAGCGCUACAAACAAAAGACAAUGAUUAAAUUGACAAAACUCGUAAAUGGAAUGAAAUAAAACCAAAACUUGUUUCUCACAAGUGUAGCAGGUUGUGCACUCUGCAAACAAUCUGUCCACUCUCCGACCACAUUUUCGGAUCAAGCAUAAAUGGGCUUUUAGUCUAGGCCUCCGCAAUGGAUUAGUUCACAGAGAUGGGGCAAAUAUAUACAUUUGUUACUGCUCGACUAAAAUAAUCUCGGUCGACCAACAGCCUAACGACCAAACAAUCAACCAGUCGACUAAUUGGGGUCAGCCCCAAUUAUUUUUUAUUUUUUUAAAAUGUUUAGCUCACAUAAUUUAAUUAAAAAGUAUACAUUUAGGUGGCUGUAAUAUAAUAAAUAUAGUAAAACCAAUGUAGACGUUAAUAAAUUAAUAUAGCUUCCAAAAUAUUGUUUUGAAUGGGAGGGGAGUGCCAAGAUGGAUGCGUGGGGGCUUCAAAACAGCACCCCCCGUCAGUCAUCUAGUGUAUGUAUAAAUCAUUGUAUAAAUCAGUGAUUGCGAAAGUAUUCACCCCCCUUGGCAUUUUUCCUAUUUUGUUGCCUUACAACCUGGAAUUAAAAUGGAUUUUUUUGGGGGUUUGUAUCAUUUGAUUUACACAACAUGCCUACCACUUUGAAGAUGCAAAAUAUUUUUUAUUGUGAAACAAAUAAGACAGAAAAACUGAAAACUUCUGCAUGCGUAACUAUUCAUCCCCCCAAAAGUCAAUAUGUUGUAGAGCCACCUUUUGCAGCAAAUACAGCUGCAAGUCUCUUGGGGUAUGUCUCUAUAAGCUUGGCACAUCUAGCCACUGGGAUUUUUGCCCAUUCUUCAAGGAAAAACUGCUCCAGCUCCUUCAAGUUUGGUCCUCUGUAGCUCAGCUGGUAGAGCACGGCGCUUGUAACGCCAAGGUAGUGGGUUCGAUCCCCGGGACCACUCAUACACAAAAAAAAUGUAUGCACGCAUGACUGUAAGUCGCUUUGGAUAAAAGCGUCUGCUAAAUGGCAUAUUAUUAUUAUUAUUAUAAGUUGGAUGGGUUCCGCUGGUGUACAGCAAUCUUUAAGUCAUACCACAGAUUCUCAAUUGGAUUGAGGUCUGGGCUUUGAAUAGGCCAUUCCAAGACAUUUAAAUGUUUCCGCUUAAACCACUCGAGUGUUGCUUUAGUAGUAUGCUUAGGGUCAUUGUCCUGCUGGAAGGUGAACCUCCGUCCCAGUCUCAAAUCUCUGGAAAACUGAAACAGGUUUCCCUCAGGAAUUUCCCUGUAUUUAGCGCCAUCCAUCAUUCCUUCAAUUCUGACCAGUUUCCCAGUCCCUGCCGAUGGAAAACAUCCCCACAGCAUGAUGCUUCCACCACCAUGCUUCACUGUGGGGAUGGUGUUCUCAGGGUGAUGAGAGAUGUUGGGUUUGCGCCAGACAUAACGUUUUCCUUGAUGGCCAAAAAGCUCAAUUUUAGUCUCAUCUGACCAGAGUACCUCUUCCAUAUGUUUGGGGAGUCUCCCACAUGCCUUUUGGCGAACACCAAAUGUGUUAGCUUAUUUCUUUCUUUAAGCAAUGGCUUUUUUCUGGCCACUCUUCCAUAAAGCCCAGCUCUGUGGAGUUUACGGCUUAAAGUGGUCCUAUGGACAGAUACUCCAAUCUCCGCUGUGGAGCUUUGCAGCUCCUUCAGGGUUAUCUUUGGUCUCUUUGUUGCCUCUCUGAUUAAUGCCCUCCUUGCCUAGUCCCUGAGUUUUGGUGGGCGGCCCCCUCUUGGCAUGUUUGUUGUGGUGCCAUAUUCUUUCUAUUUUUUAAUAAUGGAUUUAACGGUGCUCUGUGGGAUGUUCAAAGUUUCUGAUAUUUUUUAUAACCCAACCCUGAUCUGUACUUCUCCACAACUUUGUCCCUGACCUGUUUGGAGAGCUUCUUGGUCUUCAUGGUGCCGCUUGCUUGGUGGUGCCCCUUGCUUAGUGGUGUUGCAGACUCUGGGGCCUUUCAGUACAGCUGUAUAUAUACUGAGAUCAUGUCACAGAUCAUGUGACACUUAGAUUGCACACAGGUGGACUUUAUUUAACUAAUUAUGUGACUUCUGAAGGUAAUUGGUUGCACCAGAUCUUAUUUAGGGGCUUCAUAGCAAAGGGGGUGAAUACAUAUGCACACACCACUUUUGAAAUGAAGUUUUUUUUUUCAUUUCACUUUUUGGACUAUUUUGACUAUUUUGUGUAUGUCCAUUUACAUGAAAUCCAAAUUAAAAAAACGCCAAAGGGGAUGAAUAGUUUUGCAAGGCACUGCACCUUCCGUAGUUUUAAAAUAAAAACAAAUCAUAUGUAUUGGUCACAUACACAUGGUUAGCAGAUGUUAUUGCGAGUGUAGCAAAAUGCUUUAUCUGAGAACUGUCUGUAGCUACCUCCUUUAGCUUUGCUUACUGUAUGCUGUAGCUACCUCCUUUAGCUAUGGUUACUGUAUGCUGUAGCUACCUCCUUUAGCUAUGCUAACUGUAUGCUGUAGCUACCUCCUUUAGCUUUGCUUAUUGUAUGCUGUAGCUACCUCCUUUAGCUAUGCUUACUGUAUGCUGUAGCUACCUCCUUUAGCUAUGGUUACUGUAUGCUGUAGCUACCUCCUUUAGCUAUGGUUACUGUAUGCUGUAGCUACCUCCUUUAGCUAUGCUAACUGUAUGCUGUAGCUACCUCCUUUAGCUAUGCUAACUGUAUGCUGUAGCUACCUCCUUUAGCUAUGCUAACUGUAUGCUGUAGCUACCUCCUUUAGCUAUGCUUACUGUAUGCUGUAGCUACCUCCUUUAGCUAUGCUUACUGUAUGCUGUAGCUACCUCCUUUAGCUAUGCUAACUGUAUGCUGUAGCUACCUCCUUUAGCUAUGCUAACUGUAUGCUGUAGCUACCUCCUUUAGCUAUGGUUACUGUAUGCUGUAGCUACCUCCUUUAGCUAUGCUAACUGUAUGCUGUAGCUACCUCCUUUAGCUAUGGUUACUGUAUGCUGUAGCUACCUCCUUUAGCUUUGCUUACUGUAUGCUGUAGCUACCUCCUUUAGCUAUGGUUACUGUAUGCUGUAGCUACCUCCUUUAGCUAUGCUAACUGUAUGCUGUAGCUACCUCCUUUAGCUAUGGUUACUGUAUGCUGUAGCUACCUCCUUUAGCUAUGGUUACUGUAUGCUGUAGCUACCUCCUUUAGCUAUGCUAACUGUAUGCUGUAGCUACCUCCUUUAGCUAUGCUAACUGUAUGCUGUAGCUACCUCCUUUAGCUAUGCUAACUGUAUGCUGUAGCUACCUCCUUUAGCUAUGCUUACUGUAUGCUGUAGCUACCUCCUUUAGCUAUGCUUACUGUAUGCUGUAGCUACCUCCUUUAGCUAUGCUAACUGUAUGCUGUAGCUACCUCCUUUAGCUAUGCUAACUGUAUGCUGUAGCUACCUCCUUUAGCUAUGCUAACUGUAUGCUGUAGCUACCUACUUUAGCUAUGGUUACUGUAUGCUGUAGCUACCUCCUUUAGCUAUGCUUACUGUAUGCUGUAGCUACCUCCUUUAGCUAUGGUUACUGUAUGCUGUAGCUACCCCUUAGCUAUACUGUGCUGUAGCUAUACUAACUGUAUGCUGUAGCUACCUCCUUUAGCUAUGCUAACUGUAUGCUGUAGCUACCUCCUUUAGCUAUGCUAACUGUAUGCUGUAGCUACCUCCUUUAGCUAUGCUAACUGUAAUGCUGUAGCUACCUCCUUUAGCUAUGCUAACUGAAUGCUGUAGCUACCUCCUUUAGCUAUGCUAACUGAAUGCUGUAGCUACCUCCUUUAGCUAUGCUAACUGAAUGCUGUCCCUUGUGGUCAGUUCCAGGCUACGUCCUCUAGCUUUAAUGUCAGUGGCUAGGCCACUCCCUCUAUCUCUGCUAACUGUGUGCUAUCUUCUGGCUAGUUUGCUAGUUUGCUAGCAUCUCUUCCAGCUUUGCUAACUGUGUGCUAUCUUCUGGCUAGUUAGUAAAUACCUCCUAGGUUUGCUAGCAUCUCUUCCAGCUUUGCUAACUGUGUGCUAUCUUCUGGCUAGUUAGUAAAUACCUCCUAGGUUUGCUAGCUUCUUUUCCAGCUUUGCUAACUGUGUGCUAUCUUCUGGCUAGUUAGUAAAUACCUCCUAGGUUUGCUAGCAUCUCUUCCAGCUUUGCUAACUGUGUGCUAUCUUCUGGCUAGUUAGUAAAUACCUCCUAGGUUUGCUAGCAUCUCUUCCAGCUUUGCUAACUGUGUGCUAUCUUCUGGCUAGUUAGUAAAUACCUCCUAGGUUUGCUAGCUUCUUUUCCAGCUUCGCUAACUGUGUGCUAUCUUCUGGCUAGUUAGUAAAUACCUCCUAGGUUUGCUAGCUUCUUUUUCCAGCUUUGCUAACUGAAUGCUGUCCCUUGUGGUCAGUUCCAGGCUGAGUCGUGCCCCGCUGGUCUGUCCCGUACCGGGGCGUCCCAGGAGGAGCUGCGUUUCGUGGAGGGGGAGGGACAGAACUCAGGGAUGGAGCCCUCAGCCGAUGAGGUCAACAACAACACAUGUGCGGGUAACCACCACUAGCUGUGUAUUCUCCUCAGCCGCUGUGGUGUCUCAUCAAACUGUGGUGUCUCAUCAAACUGUGGCGUCUCAUCAAACUGUGGUGUCUCAUCAAACUGCAGUGUCUCAUCAAACUGUGGUGUCUCAUCAAACUGCAGUGUCUCAUCAAACUGUGGUGUCUCAUCAAACUGUCCUGCACGUGUCUUGUGUGUGGAGGCUGUCUGUGUGACUGUGGUCUGUCUGUGUGGGUGUGGCCUGUACAUGUGGGUGUGGUCUGUGUAUGCGGGUGUGGCCUUCCAAAAGCCUUCAGAAAGUAUUCAUACCUCUUGAUUUAUUCCAGACUUUGUUGUGUUACAGCCUGAACUCAAAAUGGAUUAAAUAGAUUUUUUCUCUCACCCAUCUACACACAAUGCCCCAUAAUGACAAAGUGAAAACAUGUUUUUAGAAAUGAUUGAACAUUUAUUGAAAAUGAAAUACAGAAAUAUCUUAUUUACAUAAGUAUUCACACUCCUGAUUCAAUACAUGUUAGAAUCACCGUUAGCAGCGAUUUCAGUUGUGAGUCUUUCUGGGUAAGUCUCUAAGAGCAUUGCACACCUGGAUUGUACAACAUUUGCACAUUAUUAUUUUUUACAUUCUUAAAGGUCUCUCAAGUUGAUUGUUGAACAUUGCUAGACAGCCAUUUUCUGGUCUUGCCAUAGAUCUUUAAGCCGAUUUAAGUCAAAACUGUAAUUAGGCCACUCAGGAACAUUCAAUGUCGUCUUGGUAAGCAACUCCAGUGUAUAUUUGGCCUUGUGUUUUAGGUUAUUGUCCUGCUGAAAGGUGAAUUUGUCUCCCAGUGUCUGUUGGAAAGCAGACUGAAACAGUUUUUCUUCUCGGAUUUUGCCUGUGCUUCGCACUAUUCUGUUUAUUUUUCUCCUAACAAACUCCCUAGUCCUUGCCGAUGACAAGCAUACCCAUAACAUGAUGCAGUCAUCACCAUGCUUGAAAAUGUGAAGAGUGUUACUCAGUGAUGUUUUGUGUUGAAUUUGCCCCAAACAUAAUGCUUUGUCUUCAGGACAUAAAGUUAGUUUCUUUGCCACAUUUUUUGCAGUAUUACUUUUUAUUGCCUCAUUGCAAACAGGAUGGAUGUUUUGGAAUAUAUAAUACUGGCUGUAUUGAUACACCAUCGAAAGUGUAAUUAAUAACUUCACCAUGCUCGAAGGGAUAUUCAUUGUCAGCUUUUUUCUUCUUUUUUUACCAAUAGGUGCCCUUCUUUGCGAGGCAUUGGAAUCCUCCCUGGUCAUUGUGGUUGAAUCUGUUUUUGAAAUUCACUGCUCGACUGAGGGAUCUUACAGAUAACUGUAUGUGUGGGGUACAGAGAUGAUGUAGUCAUUCAAAAUUAUGUUAAACACUAUUAUUGCACACAGAGUGAGUCCCUGCAAUGGGAUUUGUUAAGCACAUUUUUACUCCUGAACAUAUUUAGGCUUGCCAUAACAAAGGGGUUGAAUACUUAUUGACUCAAGACAUUAAAAGCUUUUCAUUUUUUUAUUAAUUUGAAAACAUUUCUGAAACCAUAAUUCCACUUUGGCAUUAUGGGGUAUUGUGUGCAGGCCAGUGACACAAAACCUAAAUGAAAUCAAUUUUCAAUUCAGGCUGUAACACAACAAAAUGUGGAAAAAGUCAAAGGGAUGUGAACACUUUCUGAAGGCACUGUAAGUGUGUGUGGUCUGAGUUCAUAUCUACUUUAUGCUAAAUGUAUGUAUGUACAGGUAGGUAGUGUGUUUAUCUGCCUGAAGUUAUAUUAUGUUGUGAGUAAGGAUGUAGGGUAGAGAAAUAGCUCAGUGUGCCAUAGUGAAAACACAGGAAGAUUAACUACACUCAAUGUCUCUCCUAUGUCUUCAUGUCUCCGUUCUGACCCCCUGUAGCCGGUCCAGACGAGUUGAAGGCCAACCUGGACGGAGCCCUGGAGCACCUGAGGAUAGGUAACGUCUUCACCUUCAGAGUGACGGUCCUACAGGCCUUCAGCAUCUCUGCAGAGUACGCUGACAUCUUCUGCCAGUUCAAGUAAGUUGUUGUUGUUGUUGUUGUUGUUGUUGUUGUUUUUUCUUCUUCUUCUUCUUGUUCUUCUUCUGCUUCUAUCAGAUCUUUAGGUAUUCUACCAGUCAAAAGUUUGGACACACCUACUCAUUCAAGGGUUUUUCUUUAUUUAAAAAAAAAACAAUUCUACAUUUUAGAAUAACAACAAGUGCUCAGCAUAUGUGGGAACUCCUUCAAGACUGUCGGAAAAGCAUUCCGGGUGAAGCUGGUUGAGAGAAUGCCAAGAGUGUGCAAAGCUGUCAUCAAGGCGAAGGGUGGCUACUUUGAAGAAUCUCAAAAUUAAAAUAUAUUUUGAUUUCUUUUAACACUUUUUUUGGUUGCUACAUGAUUCCAUAUGUGUUAUUUCAUAGUUUUGAUGUCUUCACUAUUAUUCUACAAUGUAGAAAAUAGUAAAAAAUAAAGAAAAACCCUUGAAUGAGUAGGUGUGUCCAAACUUUUGACUGGUAGUGUAUAUCUUUAGGUCUAUCAGAUGUUGAAACAAGCUAACAAGGCCUUCUCUCUUUCUGAUCAGUUUCAUCCACCGCCAUGAUGAGGCCUUUUCCACAGAGCCUCUGAAGAACACAGGGCGAGGCCCUCCUCUGGGCUUCUACCACGUACAGAACGUAAGCAGUUGAACGUUUAAUGAAAAAUGAUGUACUAAAAUAUGAAUCAGAGUCACAAGCAGGUAAUGGGGAUUAGAGGGCCGAAUAUCAAACAAACAGUUAUUCUUGAUAUUUCAGAAUGAAACAAGGGCAGGAAUUAUGGGAGAAAUAUAGAUAGUAAUAUUAAAAGUAACAGAUAUAGUUUACAUGUUCACAUUCAAAUUAGGGAAAAGAUAGGUGAGAUCGAUCUGGAUACACUUACGUAUUUGUAUUUACAUCUGAUAGACCUGGGGUCGAAACACAUUAAGGCACUUACAUUACAUAUAAAACCAAAGAUAAAACAGUACAUCAUAUAACAUUAUUACACCACUACAUAUCUACAAUACAAAAUGUAUAAUACCACCAUACAACAAUACCACAAUGUACGUGUGUGUAGAGUGCGUGUGCUAGCGCUUGUAUGCGUGUGUCUGUGUCUCUUCACAGUCCCCGCUGUUCCACAAGGUGUAUUUUUAUGUUUUUUCAAUCUGAUUCUACUGCUUGCAUCAGUUACCUGAUGUGGAAUAGAGUUCCAUGUAGUCAUGGCUCUAUGUAGUACUGUGCGCCUCCCAUAGUCUGUUCUGGACUUGGGGACUGUGAAGAGACCUCUGGUGGCAUGUCUUGUGGGGUAUGCAUGGGUGUCUGAGCUGUGUGCUAGUAGUUUAAACAGACAGCUCGGUACAUUCAGCUUGUCAACACUUCUUACAAAAACAAGUAGUGAUGAAGUCAAUCUCUCUUCCACUUUGAGCCAUGAGAGAUUGACAUGCAUAUCAUUAAUGUUAGCUGCCCGUGUACUUUUAAGGGCCAGCCGUGCUCCCCUGUUCUGAGUCAAUUGUAAUUUUCCUAAGUCCCUCUUUGUGGGACCUGACCACACGACUGAACAGUAGUCCAGGUGCGACAAAACUAGGGCCUGUAGGACCUGCCUUGUUGAUAGUGUUGUUAAGAAGGCAGGGUAGCGCUUUAUUAUGGGCAUACUUUUCCCCAUCUUAGCUACUGUUGUAUCAAUAUGUUUUGACCAUGACAGUUUACAAUCCAGGGUUACUCCAAGCAGUUUAGUCACCUCAACUUGCUCAAUUUCCACAUUAUUCAUUACAUGUUUUAGGGUUUAUUUUAGUUUAGUUUAGUGAAUGAUUUGUCCCAAAUACAAUGCUUUUAGUUUAGGAAUUAUUUAGGACUAACUUAUUCCUUGCCACCCAUUCUGAAACUAACUGCAGCUCUUUGUUAAGUGUUGCAGUCAUUUCAGUCGCUGUAGUAGCUGACGUGUAUAGUGUUGAGUCAUCCGCAUACAUAGACACACUGGCUUUACUCAAAGUCAGUGGCAUGUCGUUAGUAAAGAUUGAAAAAAGUAAGGGGCCUAGACAGCUGCCCUGGGGAAUUCCUGAUUCUACCUGGAUUAUGUUGGAGAGGCUUCCAUUAAAGAACACCCUCUGUGUUCUGUUAGACAGGUAACUCUGUAUCCACAAUAUAGCAGGUGGAGUAAAGCCAUACCAUUUUUUUCCAGCAGCAGACUAUGAUCGAUAAUGUCAAAAGCCGCACUGAAGUCUAACAAAACAGCCCCCACAAUCUUUUUUAUCAUCAAUUUCUCUCAGCCAAUCAUCAGUCAUUUGUGUAAGUGCUGUGUUUGUUGAAUGUCCUUCUCCAUAAGCAUGUUGAAAGUUUGUUGUCAGUUUGUUUACUGUAAAAUAGCAUUGUAUCUGGUCAAACACAAUUUUUUCCAAUAGUUUACUAAGGGUUGGGUAAAAGGCUAAUUGGUCGGCUGUUUGAGCCAGUAAAGGGGCUUUUACUAUACUUAGGUAGGGGAAUGACUUUUGCUUCCCUCCAGGCCUGGGGGCACACACUUUCUAGGAGGCUUAAAUUGAAGAUAUGGCAAAUAGGAGUGGCAAUAUCGUCCACUAUUAUCCUCAGUAAUUUUCCAUCCAAGAUUGUCAGACCCCGGUGGCUUGUCAUUGUUGAUAGAUAACAAUACUUUUUUCACCUCUUCCAUAGUCACUUUAUGGAAUUCAAAAGUACAAUGCUUGUCUUCAUAAUUUGGUCAGAUAUACUUGGAUGUGUAGUGUCAGCAUUUGUUGCUGGCAUGUCAUGCCUAAAUUUGCUAAUCUUGACAAUGAAGAAAUCAUUAAGGUAGUUGGCAAUAUCAGUGGGUUUUGUGAUGAAUGAGCCAUGUGAUUCAAUGAAUGAUGGAGCCGAGUUGGCCUUUUUUCCCAGAAUUUAAUUUAAGGUGCUCCAAAGCUUUUCACUAUCAUUCCUUAUAUCUGUUUUUUUUUUCAUAGUAUAUAUAUAUAUUUUUUUUUCAUUUAUUCACAUGAUUUGUUAAUUUGCAGUACGUUUGCCAAUCGGUUGGGCUGCCAGACUUAAUUGCCAUAACUUUUGCCUCAUCCCUCUCAAUUUCUCAUCAUUUUCUUAAUGGGUGCAUGCUUAUUAGUAACUGGAAUAAGCAAUUUCAUAAAUUUGUCAAGCGCUGCAUCUGGUUGCUUCUCAUUACACACCACAGACCAGCAAAUAUUCUUUACAUCAUCAACAUAAGAAUUACUACAAAACUGACCUCUUAUACACUAUAUUAGGCACUUUGAUACUGCAGCAUUAGUAAAGAUGUGAUCAGGUCUGCAACCAACGUUCUUCCAUUGUGUAGAGUCCAAAACAAAGGAUUUCACUAGUCCAAGUAUAAUUUUUGCAAGGUCCUCUCACGGAGUGUCCUUGAAUUGAUUUGUAGCUCAUAAAUUGACAGCAACCAUAUGUCUGGUCAGCGUCGGAACACAACUGUUCACAUGUUCUAUUUAUUGUCCUGGAACCAGCAAGAGGUGAGGCCUCUUGUCAGGAGAGCUACGAUUGGCUCAGGUGAGGAAAAAGUUAUAUGAAUCAAUAAAUUGUCCACACCAAAGGAAGGGUAUUUUGUCUACUCUCAUAACAUAUUCCAACGUCCAUGUGAAGACAAAAACAUACUUUUCCUUUGACAAGUGAGGGUAAUACCUUUUAAUUGUCAGGAAAAUACAUUGAGUGUACAAAACAUUAUGAACACCAGCAAUUUCCAUGACAUAGACUGACCAGGUGAAUCCAGUCGAAAGCUUUGAUCACCUGUUAAAUCCACUUCAAUCAGUGUAGAUGAAGGGGAUGAGACAGGUUAAAUAAGGGUUUUUAUGACUUGAAUUCAAUUGAGACAUGGAUUGUGUAUGUGUGCCAUUCAGAGGGUGAAUGGGAAAGACAAAAUAUUUAAGUGCCUUUGAACGGGGUAUGGUAGUAGGUGCCAGGCGCACCGGUUUGUGCCAAGAACUGCAACGCUGCUAGGUUUUUCACAUUCAACAGUUUCCUGUGUGUAUCAAGAAUGGUCCACCACCCAAACGGCAUCCAGCCAACUUGACCCAACUGUGGGAAGCAUUGGAGUCAACAUGGGCCAGCAUCCCUGUGGAAAGCUUUCGACACCUUGUAGAGUCCAUGCCCUGACGAAUUGAAGCUGUUCUGAGGGUAAAAGUGGGGUUUGCAACUCAAUAUUAGGAAGCUGUUCUUAAUGUUUUGUACACUCAGUGUGUAUCAUACACAUCCUAAAAGUCAAGGUCUUAUUAUACACAUCUAAAAACACUUUUAACAAAGUCAUUUUAAGUCAAUUUACCUUGUUUCCUUGAUGAAAUAAUAAGAGGUUGUUUUGUAUGGAGUUUGUUGCUUUCCACAUACAGUGCAUUCAGAAAGUAUUCAGACCCCUUGACUUUUUCCGCAUUUUGUUACGCUACAGCAUUAUUCUAAAAUUGAUUAAAUUGUUUUUUUCUCUCAUCAAUCUACACACAAUAACCCCAUAAUGACAUAGCGAAAACAGGUUUUUAGAAAUAUUUGCAAAUGUAUUAAAAAUAUAAAACAUAAAUAACUUAUUUACAUAAGUAUUCAGACCCUUUGCUAUGAGACUUGAAAUUGAGCUUGGGUGCAUCCUGUUUCCGUUGAUCAUCCUUGAGAUGUUUCUACAACUUGAUUGGAGUCCACCUAUGGAAAAUUCAAUUGAUUGGACAUGAUUUGGAAAGGCACACACCUGUCUAUAUAAGGUCCCACAUUUGAAAGUGCACGUCAGAGCAAAAAGCAAGCCAUGAGGUCGAAGGAAUUGUCCGUAGAGCUCCGAGACAGGAUUGUGUCGAGGCACAGAUCUGGGGAAUGGUACAAAUUUUUUUGGGCAGCAUUGAAGGUCCCCAAAAACACAUUCUUAAAUGGAAGAAGUUUGGAACCACCAAAACUCUUCCUAGAGCUGGCCGCCCGGCCAAACUGAGCAAUUGGGGGAGAAGGGCCUUGGUCAGGGAGGUGACCAAGAACCCGAUGGUCACUCUGACAGAGCUCUAAAGUUCCUCUGUGGAGAUGAGAGAACCUUCCAGAAGGACAACCAUCUCUGUAGCACUCCAUCAAUCAGGCCUUUAUGGUAGAGUGGCCAGACGGAAGCCACUCCUCAGUAAAAGGCACACGACAGCCCGCAUGGAGUUUGCCAAAAGGCACCUAAAGACUCUCAGACCAUGAGAAACAAGAUUCUCUGGUCUGAUGAAACCAAGAUUGAACUCUUUGGCCUGAAUGCGCAGUGCACGCUGACACGGUCGCCAGGUGUACGGUGUUUCCUCCGACACGUUGGUGCGGCUGGCUUCCGGGUUAAGCGGGCAUCGUGUCAAGAAGCAGUGCGGCUCGGAUCGGUUGUGUUUCGGAGGACGCACGGCUCUCGACCUUCGCCUCUCCCGAGUCCGUACGGGAGUUGCAGCGAUGGGACAAAACUGUAACUACCAAUUGGAUAUCACGAAAUUGGGGUGAAAAAGGGGUACAAAAAUAAUAUAAUAUAACAGAAAGUGUUCUUGGGGACCUUCAAUGCUGCAUUAAGGUGUGUGUCUUUCCAAAUCAUGUCCAAUCAAUUGAAUUUACAACAGGUGGACUCCAGUGAAGUUGUAGAAACAUCUCAAGGAUGAUCAAUGGACACAGGAUGCACCUGAGCUCAAUUUCGAGUCUCAUAGCAAAGUGUCUGAAUACUUAUGUAAAUAAGGUUUUUAAAUUUUUAUUUUAUUUUGCAUACUCUGGAUGUCCAGCUCAGACAUACAGUACCAGUCAAAAGUUUGGACACACCUACUCAUUCAAGGGUUUUUCUUUAUUUUUUUACUAUUUUCUACAUUGUAGAAUAAUAGUGAAGACAUCAUAUAGCCACCCUUUGCUUUGAUGAGAGCUUUGCACACUCUUGGCAUUCUCUCAACCAGCUUCACCUGGAAUGUUUUGAAGGAGUUCCCACAUAUCCUGAGCACUUGUUGGCUGCUUUUCCUUCACUCUGUGGUCCAAAUAAUCCCAACCCAUCUCAAUUGGGUUGAGGUCGGGUGAUUGUGGAGGCCAGGUGAUCUGAUGCAGCACUCCAUCACUCUCCUUCUUGGUAAAAUAGCCCUUACACAGCCUGGAGGUGCGUUGGGUCAUUGUCCUGUUGAAAAACAAAUUAUAGUCCCACUAAGCGCAAACCAGAUGGGAUGGAGUAUCGCUGCAGAAUGCUGUGGUAGCCAUGCUGGUUAAGUGUGCCUUGAAUUCUAAAUAAACCACAGACAGUGUCACCAGCAAAGCACCCCCACACCAUAACACCUCCUCCUUCACGGUGGGAACCACACAUGCGGAGAUAAUCCGUUCACCUGCUCUGCGUCUCACAAAGACAUGGUGGUUGGAACCAAAAAAUCUCAAAUUUGGACUCAUCAGACCAAGGGACAGAUUUCCACCGGUCUAAUGUCCAUUGCUCAUGUUUCUUGGCCCGAGCAAGUCUCUUCUUCUUAUUGGUGUCCUUUAGUAGUGGUUUCUUUGCAGCAAUUCGACCAUGAAGGCCUGAUUCACACAGUCUCCUCUGAACAGAUGAUGUUGAGAUGUGUCUGUUACUUGAACUCUGUGAAGCAUUUAUUUGGGCUGCAAUUUCUGAGGCUGGUAACUCUAAUGAACUUAUUCUCUGCAGCAGAGGUAACUCUGGGUCUUCCAUUCCUGUGGCGGUCCUCAUGAGAGCCAGUUUCAUCAUAGUGCUUGAUGGUUUUUGUGACUGCACUUGAAGAAAUUUUCAAAGUUCUUGAAAUGUUCCAUGUUGGCUGGCCAUCGUCUUAAAGUAAUGAUGGACUGUCGUUUCUCUUUGCUUAUUUGAGCUUUUCUUGCCAUAAUAUGGACUUGGUCUUUUACCAAAUAGGGCUAUCUUCUGUAUACCCCCCCUACCUUGUCACAACACAACUGAUUGGCUCAAAUGCAUUAAGAAGGAAAUAAAUUCCACAAAUUAACUUUUAAGAAGGCAUACCUGUUAAUUGAAAUGCAUUCCAGGUGACUACCUCAUGAAGCUGGUUGAGAGAACGCCAAGAGUGUGCAAAGCUGUCAUCAAGGCAAAGGGUGGCUAUUUGAAGAAUCUCAAAUAUCAAAUAUAUUUUGAUUUGUUUAACACUUUUUUGGUUACUUCGUGAUUCCAUAUGUGUUAUUUCAUAGUUUUGAUGUCUUCACUACUAUUCUACAAUGUAAAAAGAGAGAAAGAAAAACCCUUGAAUGAGUAGGUGUGUCCAAACUUUUGACUGGUAGUGUAUAUAUAUAUUUAACCCAAAAAAAUAUAUGGGGGAUUGGAAAUGAUGCUGACAUUUACAUUGAUGGAAUCUAUGGCUGAUCUAGCCCCGAAUAAAACAAUACAAAAUAAAAAAAGAGGUUAUCAUGUUAUCAUGGUUUGAUAUGCUAUGAUAGCUAAUAUCGCUUUAUUGGUUCAACAGAUUGCUGUAGAGGUCACCAAAUCAUUUAUUUGUGGAGUACAUCAAGACCAGGCCUAUGGUGGUUGGGAAUGUUAUCAUGGUUUGAUAUGCUGUGAUAGCUAAUAUCGCUUUAUUGGUUUAACAGAUUGCUGUAGAAGUCACCAAAUCCUUUGUGGAGUACAUCAAGUCCCAGCCUAUGGUGUUUGAGGUGUUUGGUCACUACCAGAAACAGCCUGCUCUCUGCAAGGACCUCAUAAGGUAACACUCGCUACCGGAAGGACAAUCUUCAUUCUUCUUUUUGUAAUGCACUUAUUAUUUUCAUGUGGUGGUAACAUACUCCGUUAGGACUUACUGUAUCCCUCUCCCUCUCUCUCUCUCUCUCUCUGUCUCUCUCUCUCUCUCUCUCUCUCUGUCUCUCUCUCUCUGUCUCUGUCUCUCUCUCUGUCUGUCUCUCUCUCUCUCGCUCCUCUCUUCUCUCUCUCGUCUCUCUCUCUCUCUCUCUCUCUCUCUCUCUCUCUCUCUCUCUCUCUCAAUUCAAUUCAAUUCAAUUUAAGGGCUUAAUUGGCAUGGGAAACGUAUGUUAACAUUGCCAAAGUAAGUGAAGUAGAUAAUAAACUAAAGUUACUGUAUCUCUCUUCUCUCGCUCUCUCUCUCUCUCUCUCUCUCUCUCUCUACUCUCUUUCAUCUGUCUCUCUCUCUCUCUCUCUGUCUCUCCUCUCUCUCUCUCUCUCUCUCUCUCUCUCCUCUCUCUCUGUCUCUCUCCUCUCUCUCUUGUCUGUCUCUUCUCUUCUCAUCUCUCUCUCUCUCUCUCUCUCUCUCUCUCUCUUUCAAUUCAAUUCAAUUCAAUUUAAGGGCUUUAUUGGCAUGGGAAAUGUAUGUUCACAUUGCCAAAGUAAGUGAAGUAGAUAAUAAACAAAAGUGAAAUAAAACAAUAAAAAUUAACAGUAAACAUUACACUCAGAAGUUCCAAAAGAAUAAAGACAUUUCAAAUGUCAUAUUAUGUUUAUAUACAGUGUUGUUUUUGCAUUCUUCAUCAAACCAUUGCACUGUUGCACUUUUCUUUGGUUUUCUGUUAGAUAUUUUUAGAUUUGAUAGGAAGCUGAGGGGUCAAAUAUACUGUUAGGUUUUCUACUGCCAGUUUUAACCUUCACUAUUACAGUGGAACGUUUUGUCCAGGAAGUUGUCUAAAAGGGAUUUGAAUUUGUUGUUGCCUAAUUGUUUUUUUGGUACGGUUUCGACACUAUUUCCUUCCAUCUAUAGCAUUUCUUAAAUUAUUCAGUUCCUUUGGCUUGAUGCCUCAUGAUUGAGUAUUGCUCAGUUCAAGUAGACUUGAUUUUACUGUGGUCGAUAGCGGGUUUGUUUCAGUGGCUGACUGUGAACGCCUGAGAGACUCUGGGUUGAGGUCAGUGAUAAAGUAGUCUACAGUAUACUGCAAAGAUGAGCUAUAGUGUAACCAUAGGGUACCUCGAAGCCUCAGGAAUAGGGAGAUAGAGAGAAGGCUGAGCCAGUGGCGGGUAAGAGAGAGAGGAGAGAGCAGAGGGGAGAGGAGAGGGAGGAGAGGGAGGGAGAGAGGAGAGCGAGAGAGAGGGUACGUAGAGUAGGAAGGCAGAGCGAGUAAGGGGAGAGGGAGCAUGAGCGCGAUUUUCGCUCUAAGCCGACUGUCGGUCCUCGUACGGGAGUCACUGUGUCUCUCUCUUUCAUUCGACGCUCGGCAUGGCUGAUCAGUAUCAAUCUUCUCUCUACUCUCGAACGGAGAUCCACUCUCUCUAUCUCUCUCUUCUCCCUCCUUUCUCCCACCAGCCCCUGCGUCCCUGCAGAAGGCAGUUCCCUCCAGUCAUGCCCCUGUCCAAACCAGGUAAGCGGCAUAAUCGUGUUAUUCUUUCUUGCUUUAGUGGACAACCGCCGUCUACAUCAGGAUAUGAAUGUUGUUAUUUAGUGUUGUAAACGUGAGGCUGCACACUGUACACAAUGUGUAUGUGUCGUGCCAUUGUAUGGCCUGUGUACAGCACUCAGCGCAUGUCCGUUAAAUUGUAUUCUUACUGGUGCACUGUUAGUGCUGGUGUACUAGCCUGGUGAAAUCAAAACACGACAAGGAAUGACAAGGAGUGGAAUGGAGUGGCAUGAUAGCUAAAUAGACUGGGGACCUCGGCUACUGGUGUUCUGAUACUAUGUCAUGUCAUGCCUGAUGCUGUCAGCUGCACUGUACUGUGUAAUGUCACGUUAGCUCAGCUGUUCUGUACUGUGUAAUGUCACGUUAGCGCAGCUGCACUGUACUGCAGUAUGUCCGUUAGCGCCGCGCACUGUGCUGUUAGUCACGUUCAGCGCAGCUGUCACAUGUACUGAGUAAAUGUUCACGUUAGCGCAGCUUCACUGUACCUGAGUAAUGUCACGUGUAAGCGCACUGCAACUGUACUGUGUAAUAUUCACGUUAGCGCGCUGCACUGUACUUAGUAAUGAUUCACGUUUAUGCGCCUCUCUGCACUGUACUGUGAGUAUGUCAUCGUUAGCUCAGCUGCACUGUACUGUGUAAUGUCAGGUUAGCGCAGCUGCACUGUACUGUGUAACGCCAGUUAGCCAGUUAGCCAGUUAGCUCACGCUGCACGGCUACUGUGGAAACUCAGUUGUAUCUCAGCUGUACUGUACUGUGUAACACCAGUUAGCCAGUUAGCUCAGCUGUAUGUUGUUGGGGACGUGUUACUGUAUGUGUGACUGUGAAGCAGCAGACGAUGCCACGCCCCCCGACCUGGAGAAGACCCUGGAGCUGAUUCGCUACCUGGUCCCAGAGGUGUUCAAUGGGGCACUGGUGGACUCUCUGUCGGGCCCACGCCCUGUCCGCGUCCCCCGGAUUGGCCGGCCUCCUUUUCUCCUGGGAGUGGGAUCGAGCCACUAUCUGCCACCCCCGCCUCUCUCUAUCUGUUCAGGCUUAUCAGAGCCAAGAAACCGGAGUGGUUACUGUCCUGUUGGCCUGGGCUCAAUGAAUUCUCUGAACUAACCUUUCUUUAUAUUAUAUAAUUUUUUGGUGGUCAAUCACUUGGUGGUCAAGAUGAUACAUUGUAAAUCAGAAAUAUAAAAAAACACAUAUCUCCAUUUUGCAAUCGAGAUCGAGAACAGUAGCAUUGUGCAAAUACACCCGAACGGGUUCCUUUGCUUUCUCGACUCACCUGAGCUCAGUUCUAACCGAAGAAAACUGAUUUUACACAGUGAUAGACAGAUUUAAAAAGAGGAUAUAAAAAGAGGAGGUUGUGUUUCAGGGAUUUUCUACAGGCUUGGCUCUCUUCUCGUGCCCAGUUGGGUGUCUGCUGUCUGGUUGACUUCCCCUACAGAUCCUCCUGUCUGCUGUCUGGUUGACUUCCCCUACAGAUCCUCCUGUCUGCUGUCUGGUUGACUUCCCCUACAGAUCCUCCUGUCUGCUGUCUGGUUGACUUCCCAUACAGAUCCUCCUGUCUGCUGUCUGGUUGACUUCCCCUACAGAUCCUCCUGUCUGCUGUCUGGUUGACUUCCCCUACAGUUCCUCCUGUGAUUUCUUCCUCAACUGGAUUUAUGGGUCUUAGCAGCAGUAGCUUCCAUAAUUAACUCUUUAUGACUUAGAGUAAUUGAUAGAAGUGGGUAACAAACAGUCCUUAGAGUAAUUGAUAGAAGUGGGUAACAAACAGUCCUUCGAUAAUUGUAGAAGUGGGUACCAACAUCCUUCGAGUAAUUGAACGGAAGUGGGUAACAGCAGUCCUUAGAGUAUUUUAUUAGAAGUGGGUACAAACAGUCCUUAGAGUUGUGAUAUAAGUGGGUAACAAACAGUGUCCUUAGAAAUCAAUUGAUAGAAGUGGGUAAACAAACAGUCCUUAGAGUAAUUGAUAGAUGUGGGUAACAAACAGUCCUUAGAGUAUUGAUAGAAGUGGGUAACAAACAGUCCUUAGAGUAAUUGAUAGAAGUGGGUAACAAACAUCCUUUAAUUAAUUGAGAGAUGUGGGUAACAAACAGUCCUUAGAGUAAUUGAUAGAAGUGGGUAACAAACAGUCUUUAGAUUAAUUGAUAGAAGUGGGUAACAAACAGUCCUUAGAGUAAUUGAUAGAAGUGGGUAACAACAGUCCUUAGAGUAAUUGAUAGAAGUGGGUAACAGACAGUCCUUAGAGUAAUUGAUAGAAGUGGUAACACAACUCAGUCUUUAGAUUAAUUUAGGAUGUUGGAGUAACAAACGUCCCUUAGAGUAAUUGAUAGAAUGGGCUAACAAACCAGUCUUAGAGUAUUGCUAGAAUGUGGGUAAAGACAGUCCCUUAGAGUAAUUGAUAGAAGUGGGUAACAACGUCUUUAGUUAUUGAGAUUAUUGUCGGGUAACAAACCCGUCCUAGAGUACUUGAUAGAGAGUGGGUAACAACAGUCUUUAGAUUAUUGAGAGAUGUGGGUACAACAGUCUUAGAGUAAUUGAUACGAGUGGGUAACAACAUCUUUAGAGUUAACUUGAGAUCAUGUGGUAACAAACAGUCCUUAGAGUAUUUGAUAGAAGUGGGUAACAAACAGUCCUUAGAGUAUUUGAGAGAUGUGGGUACAACAGUCCCUUAAGUAAUUGAUAGAAGUGCGGUAAACAAACAGUCUGUUAGAUUACAUUGAGAGAUGUGGUACAAACAGCCUUAGGUAAUUGAAGAAGCUGGGUACAAACGUCUUUAGAUUAAUUGGAGAUGGGUUAACAAACCGUCCUUAGAGUAUUGGAUAGAAGUGGGUACAAACAUCCUUUUUAGAUUAAUGAUUAAAUGGUAACACAGUCUUAGAGUAAUUGUAUCGAGUGGGUACAACCAGUCCUUAGGAGUAAUUAGAUAGAAGUGGUCAACAGUCCUUAGAGGUAAGUUGAUGAAGUGGGUAACAAGACGUCUUUAUAUUAAUUGAUAGAAGUGGGUAACAAACAGUCCUUAGAGUAAUUGAUAGAAGUGGGUAACAAACAGUCUUUAGAUUAAUUGAGAGAUGUGGGUAACAAACAGUCCUUAGAGUAAUUGAUAGAAGUGGGUAACAGACAGUCCUUAGAGUAAUUGAUAGAAGUGGGUAACAAACAGUCUUUAGAUUAAUUGAAAGAAGUGGGUAACAAACAGUCCUUAGAGUAAUUGGAGAUGGGGCGGGUCAACACAACAUUCCUUAGAGUAAUUGAUAGAAGUGGGUCAGACUCUACCUGUUUGAUCAAUAUUACCUGUCUCUGACGUGAUGACUACGUUCACUGAUUCUUUCUCAAGACCUGGGCUGUAUACAUUGUAAUAAUGCAGUUAUUCCAUAAAAUUGUUUCUUAUACUUGGGGAAUAUUGUAUAUAGAUGCAAAUAAUUAGUAUUUUAUUGAUUUUGUUUUAUUAUUAUAUUUUAUUUGUUUAUUUGUCAGGGAUCAAGCAACACACAAAAUUUGUCUCCUGAUUCUACGCUACCUCUGUUUCCAAUCUCCAGGGGGCAAUCCUCUCUAAUGUUAAGGGAUGAUUGCUUGUUACUGGGUUUUGUGGCCAUGCUGACUGAGUGAUCUCAUUCCCUUUCCACAGGACUGUACUGAAUGGUUCCUCUCCUUUCUCUCUCCAUGCAUCUCUCUGAUCACCCCUCUUUUUCAGCCCUUCUCUCUCGUCACAGUUCUCCGUGCUCCCUGCUACUGGAGAGUGAGUGUCCUUUGCGGUAACCUCGUCUUCCUUCACCUCUCCUUUUAGUCCCUGCCACCAAGCUGACCACUCUGAUGCGCCCUACAGCUGGACCCUGCCACUGCAAGUAUGACCCCUUUCAACUGGGUGUUAUUCGAAGAUUGUGACGGAGGCCAACUUGAGAGUGAGUAUCAGUCACCACAAUGUCGUGAUAUGACUUUCAUUCAUCUGAUGACUGUUAUUUAUCGAAUCAACUAACUAUUUUUAAUUGUUACCCAAUUAAAUGAAUCAUGUAACAACUAACUCAUUAUGAAUUUUGGGGAAUCAUGGAAGAAGUUGUUUAAAGAGUUACCCUCUCCCGAUUAAACUCAUAAGAUCUUUACCUAUCACAUCCAAAACAGUCAAUGUAUAAAUUCAUAACGUUCCAUCACACUCAUCAGUCUGAACAGUUUGCAACCUUCUUGAUCGGCAAAACCCCAGCCUUACUCAUGCUUCAGUACUAACCAAAUUUGUUUAAUUAUUUUUUACCUAAGUUACUAAAUAAUACACAGAAUUAGCUACACACUUAUACAUGAGUGAAAACAAUUCCACCUUGUCUGACUAACACAACAUGAACUUAUCGGUCUUUGUUUUAAGAGAGAGAGAGAUGAGAGGAGAGAGAGACGAGAGAGAGAGAGAGAGAGAGGGAGUCCCACCGCUCGUACUCUCUCUCUCUUCUCUCUCUCUCUCUCUCUCUCUCCGCUCUCUCUCUCUCGCUACUCUCUUCUCUCGUCUCUCUCUCGAUCUUCCUCCUCCUCUCUUCCUCUCCAUAGGAUAGAGAGGAGCAGAGAUACAGAGUGCGACAAGAUACCAUAUAGAGAGAGAGAAACACUUAUCGUUGAUACAUUUGAAAACUACUCUCAAAGUAAUCAUAAUACUUUGCACACGAACCACCGCCCGUUUGGAGUAAGAAAUCAUGAAUGUAUUUACGUGUGGAUGCCUUUGUUUGUCGUCUAUCUCUGUCGAACCCAAGCCCUCUGGGAAAGGCGCUUUUGUCUGGGUCUUCACUCAGCUCACUUGGAAGGCUCUGAUUGUCCACAAGAGGUCACAAUGUCCUUCUUCUUAGUUGUUCCUGGUCUGUAGUGGGUGUUUCUUUAGAACAGCUACUUGGCUGUACCAGUGAUUGUCUGAGAGGGGAGCUUUCUUCUCCUCUCCACCCGUGUGGUUAGAGUUUGAACCACUUUAUACGCACAGCUGCAGCCUGACAAUGUUUCGGGUCUGGUUUGGGAGGUGAUCUUCUUCACCUCGUGUUGAGGUUCAAACCAUUUCAAACGUGUAGCCAACGCUCCACACUUUCUGGUCUGAUGUUAAUUUCUUAACCUAUCCUUUUAUACACUCUGGGUAAAAAGGGGCGUUCCGUCAUGCUGACAGGCUCUCUGAGCUCACUCGGGGCGUGGCUAGUUACUGUGCAAAGCUUAUAUGAAAAACAAUUAUCUCAUUAGAAAACUAAAAUCACCUUCCUAUCUUAACAAAGAUACUUUCAUCAUUUUUCAUAUUAUAUACACAACAUAUUGGAUGAAAACUUGACAGAUAAAGGGGAUAUACUUUCCAAGUUACAGUAUUUUCAAGAUACCAUUCUUAAUAUGACAUGAUUAUUAUUUUGAUCCCCACUUACCAUUCCCAACAUUCUUAUCUUAGAAAUAUUGUUCCAGUAUUCACUUUUUGGAUGUUAGAGUUUUGGGCGGCAAAAGUCUCUGGAGACAAAGGACAUUCCUUUAGCCAAUACUGGAGGGCAAAGAGAGAGUCCUCUCCUUAAAUUUAUGACAGGGUGUGAGGUGUCAACAAAAAAAAAAACUCCCGUCUUCUGUGGAUGGGAGAGGCCUGGUUACUGUCAACCAUUGCCAAGCUGAUCUGAUUCAUUGGAACCUCACACAGGACAGUCAUGACAACAAUCACAACCAAAGGAUUACACUGACUCAGAGACUCAGAGACUCAGACACACAGAGACACAGAUACUCAGAGACACAGAUACUCAGAGACUGGUGGUUGCAAUGGUAAGCCUGUUAUGUACUUCAAACAUCUUGAUUUAAUGUAUAUUAACACAGUGGAAUGUUGAUGCAAGAACCAGAGUAAAAAACAACAACAAUAUCAUCAUCAGCAGCAUUAACGUCAUUCAGAACGUAUUGGCCGAUGUGAAAUCAAUGAAAGGCUUGUUAUUGCCCUACAGCUACGUCCCAGCAGGAGUUGACCAUAGAGGAGGCAUGCCUUGCCAUGGGACAUUCAUGCUGCACCAGGUAAGUCAUUCAGGGAAUUGAAAGAUAGUUAUGAUUGAACUGAUUUAAUAAUAUAUAAUAAUAAAAUAGGAGACAGGUUAAAGAAGGAUUUUUAAUUGAGACAAUUGAGACAUGGAUUGUGUGUGCCAUCUCUCUUAUUCAAUCUCCCUCUUAUUCAACCUCCCUCUUAUUCAAUCUCUCUCUUAUUCAAUCUCCCUCUUAUUCAAUUUAUCUUAUUCAAUCUCCAUCUUAUUCAAUCUCCCUCUUAUUAAUUCUCUCUCUUAUUCAAUCUCCCUCUUAUUCAAACUCUCUCUUAUUCAUUCUCUCUCUUUCUCUCUUUCUCUCUCUCUCUCUCUCUCUGUGUCUCUCUCUCUCUGUCUCUCUCUCUCUCUCUCUCUCUCUGUCUCUCUCUCUCUGUGUCUCUCUCUCUCUGUGUCUCUCUCUCUCUGUGUGUCUCUCUCUCUCUGUCUCUCUCUCUGUGUGUCUCUCUCUCUCUCUCCGCCCCACCAGGGUAUCCAGAGGAGAGUAACUGUGACAAUCGUUCAUGAGACAGGUGAAGACAUCGUGUGGAAAGACGUCCAGGAGCUGGUUGUGGGUGAGUCAGGCUCACAUUGAAGUGGACGGUGUGUGUAUGUUUGUUGUGUGUGUGCAUGUGCCUGGGUGUGUGUUAUCUUUGUGAGUGUCUGUCUCUCUGUGUGUGGUUGUGUGUGUGUUUUGAAUACAUUGACAUUUUAGUCAUUUAGCUCAUACGCAUUUAAUACCAACAUUUGCCGUAUGUAAGUCCUCCUCCUCUUCUUCAUCAUCCUCCUCCUCCUCCUCUUCCUUCUCCUCCUCCUCCUCUUCCUCCUCCUCCUUCUCAUCUUCCUCCUCCUUCUCUUCCUCCUCCUCCUCCUCUUCCUCGACUCCCCAGGGCGUAUCAGUAACUCUCCCGAGGGGGACGAUGCCAUCAUAGACCCCAACAUCCUCUCUCUCAACAUCCUGUCAGCUGGGUAUGUCAGACCCAUGCAGGACGAC
This is a messenger RNA of Coregonus sp. 'balchen', 27685 nucleotides long. The record is from the annotation of a GenBank genome assembly. Lineage: Eukaryota; Metazoa; Chordata; Actinopteri; Salmoniformes; Salmonidae.